AUGCAUUACAUGCCUCUUGACGACAGGAAGAACGAAAUCCGAGUCCUGAGGUUCCUUAAUGUAUCCAGCCCUGUCCUAGCCGAGGAUCCUUUAGAAUGCUCUAUUGAACACGUGCCGCUGGAAUACUGUCCUCUCUUUCAACCCCUCCAAGAGAACCUGCAAACUCAAGCCGGCCCGGUAGUAUGGGAUGUGUUUACCGAGUGCGUAGAUCUACGAGAUUCGACGCUGGAGCAAACAAUAACUCACGAGGCUAAAAACCUUGGUACAACCCGAAAUCACAAGCAUACCAGCGGCUUCCGUUACACUUGGGGUGACUUCGAGGCUUUGUCCUAUACGUGGGGUGAUGGAGACAACAAAAGACGGAUUUGCGUAAAUGGAAACGACAUCGAUGUUCCAACCAAUCUCGAGAACGCGCUAAGAGCUUUGCGUGGUCUGCCAGAGACACGUUUGGGUAUGUGUUAUUGGGUGGAUUCGUUAUGCAUCAACCAGCAAGACGAAAAAGAAAAGAACAAGCAGGUCAAACGUAUGAAAGAUAUCUACGGUCGAGCUAGGGCUGUGGUUGUCUGGUUAGGCCAAGAAGAGGAAACAGACAGCCUUGCAGUUGAGAUCAUGCGUUUUGUUUGCCGGAAAGAGAUGCUACAGCCCAGGUGGUACUUGCUGUCUAGCUCACGGUAUGCACUUGUCGCCUUCGCAAGAAAGACUUAUUGGGCCCGAUGUUGGAUAAUCCAAGAGCUCGCCAUGAAUCACAACUCGACCUUGCUAUUAUGUGAUGUGUUGGAUUACCAGCCCGAUGAUGACUUGUGGCAAGAUACACAGGCUUUGGUUAAUCGAUUGUAUUGUCUAUUAAUCCUCGCCUUCAAACCAGAUGUUGGAAUAGGUGUUGGCACUUUGUCAAGCCUGACACGCGAUUCAAAGGCUAUUAUCGACAAAGACAAAGUGUAUAGCAUACUCGGCUUGGUAGAUCCUGCUAUCUCUGCGGAUAUCAUUCCGGAUUACUCCCUUUCAGAGCAGCAGGUCUUUACAGAUUUAACAAAAUCUGUUGUCAGAAAAUCUGGCAGUUUGGAUUAUAUCCGUUUUGGAGGCAUUCCGGAAAUCAAGGGGUGGCCAUCAUGGGUGCUUGACUGGAGACGGCCGUUUUUGCUUAGACACGUUCGCUGCUAUCGAUCUUUUAAAGCGAGCGGAGACAUACCUGCCAAAUUUCGAUUCGAGGAUAGGGAGGAGAGUGAAAGCCUCCUCAUUUGCAAUGGAUUCUAUGUGGAUGUAGUGGAUAAAGUUGUGACAGAGACUUCCCAAAUCGGACACUUCACUCGAUCGAUUACCGACUCCAAUAGAUACGGUACCCUAGUACGUCAAGCGAUACACCAAACUAUGCUUUUGGAAUGUCCUGAUGUGACGGAAGAACUACUCUUUGAGAUACCAUGGAUGCAGAAUAGCGACGAGUAUCCGGCUUCGAACGACCCCCUCGCUGACCAGGAGUGGCUAAAAAUCUUGCAGUCGAGAUACCAUAAGUUUUUCCAUAAGUUCAGAGAGAACAACAAAAAUUUCACCAUAGGAGGCCAAAGUUUUCAAAGUCUCUUCCCACAGUCCGUCAAGAGGAAUAGUGAUAUUUCAAAGAUUUCAGAAGCUGUGAUUGAAGCUGGGUUUUGUUUGACGAAAAGAAUUCUCAUCACAACGAAAACCGGAUAUCUGGGUCUGGCUCCAAUAAUGAUCCACGCUGGAGAUGUUGUUGCUAUCUUGUUAGGAUCGCAAAUCCCGAUACUUUUACGGCCAGUUGGCGAUAAUCGUUUUCAAUUUGUAGGGGAAUGUUAUGUCCAUGGACUCAUGGACGGGGAAAUACUAUCUGAUGAAGAUGUUGCCCAGCAAGAGUUUGUUCUAUGUUAA
Molecule: messenger RNA, 1881 nt
Organism: Bipolaris victoriae FI3
Lineage: Eukaryota; Fungi; Ascomycota; Dothideomycetes; Pleosporales; Pleosporaceae
Exons: 2
Coding region: 1-1881 (626 amino acids)
Source: RefSeq, a predicted model, not a curated record